Messenger RNA from Eublepharis macularius, 4105 nucleotides. It is a transcript of the gene ADSS1, whose product is annotated as adenylosuccinate synthase 1. Gene Ontology annotation, cellular component: cytoplasm. The coding region runs from base 30 to 1424 and encodes 464 amino acids. Gene Ontology annotation, molecular function: GTP binding; adenylosuccinate synthase activity. The transcript is spliced from 13 exons. Lineage: Eukaryota; Metazoa; Chordata; Lepidosauria; Squamata; Eublepharidae. Gene Ontology annotation, biological process: IMP metabolic process; 'de novo' AMP biosynthetic process. The record is from RefSeq and is a predicted model, not a curated record.
AUCCGUGAGGCUUCUGUGGCGGCGAAGCCAUGUCGGGCACCCGAGCGGCGACGGCGGCGGCCGCGGCCGCCUCCAACGACCGCGCCCCUCACCCGGCGGCUGGAGCGGGGCUGAAGCGGCCGCGGAGCGAGGGUGGCGGCAACCGGGUGACGGUGGUGCUGGGCGCGCAGUGGGGGGACGAGGGCAAAGGCAAGGUGGUGGACCUGCUGGCCACCGAGGCCGACAUCGUCUGCAGGUGCCAGGGUGGAAAUAAUGCAGGCCAUACGGUAGUGGUUGAUGGAAAAGAAUACGAUUUUCACCUUUUUCCUAGCGGCAUCAUCAAUCCAAAAGCCAUUUCUUUCAUUGGUAAUGGGGUAGUUAUACAUUUACCAGGCUUGUUUGAAGAAGCUGAAAAAAAUGAGAAAAAAGGUUUAAGAGACUGGGAGAAAAGACUGAUUAUAUCAGACAGAGCACACAUCGUGUUUGAUUUUCACCAGGCAGUUGAUGGACUUCAAGAAGUGCAGCGGCAAGCACAAGAGGGGAAAAAUAUUGGCACAACCAAGAAAGGAAUUGGACCAACCUAUUCUUCCAAAGCUGCACGGACAGGACUCCGGGUCUGUGACCUUCUGUCAGAUUUUGAUGAAUUUUCUUCAAGAUUCAAGAAUCUGGCUCACCAGUACAAGUCAAUGUUUCCUUCUUUAGAUGUUGACACAGAGGGACAACUGCGGAAACUGAAGGGGUAUGCUGAAAAAAUAAGGCCCAUGGUCCGAGAUGGUGUUUAUUUUAUGUACGAAGCACUGCAUGGCACUCCAAAGAAAAUUCUUGUGGAAGGGGCUAACGCGGCACUGCUUGACAUUGACUUUGGCACGUACCCUUUUGUGACCUCUUCCAACUGCACUGUGGGUGGCGUGUGUACCGGACUCGGUAUCCCUCCUCAAUAUAUUGGAGAGGUGUAUGGUGUUGUAAAGGCCUACACAACAAGAGUGGGCAUUGGAGCCUUUCCCUCUGAACAGAUAAAUGAAAUUGGAGACCUCCUGCAGUCUCGAGGCCACGAAUGGGGAGUGACCACAGGCAGAAAACGGCGCUGUGGCUGGUUGGACCUGGUCAUUUUGAGAUAUGCUCAUAUGAUCAACGGAUUCACUGCUCUGGCAUUGACAAAGCUGGAUAUUCUGGAUGUCCUUGAUGAGAUCAAAAUUGGUGUUGCUUACAAGCUGGGAGGGAAAAGAAUUCCAUAUUUUCCAGCUAACCAAGAAAUACUGCAGAAAGUGGAGGUGGAGUAUGAAACGAUGCCAGGGUGGAAGACAGACACAACUAGUGCCAGAAAAUGGGAGGAUCUCCCACCCAAGGCACAAAACUACAUUCGGUUUGUGGAAAACCACGUUGGAGUGGCAGUGAAAUGGGUUGGAGUUGGAAAAUCAAGGGAAUCGAUGAUCCAGCUCUUUUAAAUGAACAAAGAACUUUGAUGAUGAAAAGCAGUUUUUAGCACUCAUCUGCUCCUCCUGAUUUCCGAGCUAAGAUGAAGCGGUUGUUAAACCCGAAACAUUUUUCUUAGAUUUUGGUAGACAUCUCUUGUAUUUUCAGGUACACACACACACACACACACACACACAUAUAUAUAUAUUUUAAAAAAUCAGAAACACAAAAAUUAGAACAGGAGAGAUCUUGAGAUGGGCGGAGGAAUUCAGGGUCACUUUGAAAUGAGAGACAAACUUCGUAGGAUAUUAGAUCCAGAGGAGUUAGCCGUGUUAGUCUGUAGUAGCAAAAUCAAAAAGAGUCCAGUAGCACCUUUAAGACUAACCAAUUUUAUUAUAGCAUAAGCUUUCUGAUGAAGAGAACUUGAUUCUCGAAAGCUUAUGCUAUAAUAAAAUUGGUUAGUCUUAAAGGUGCUACUGGACUCUUUUUGAUUUCGUAGGAUAUUAUUUCUUCAAGAUGCUGCUAACACUUGACAUUUAUUGCGAGAUUGUACAUGGCAUUAAAGGGGACGGUUGCUAUUCCUGUGUCUGAAGGUGAUCAAAAUGGCAGCAAAAAUUGAAUGAUCCCUUUCAAGCCUAACAGUCAGAGCUAAAGUGAUCAACUUGGAGACUGUAUCCUUUGUAGUAACCAACUAUUAAAAUAUAAAAAAAGGGGAAAGCAAAGGAGCGUGUCCCUAGAAUGAAGGAAGCCAGGAGCGGAAAUCAUUUUCUGCAGUGGAUCAAGCUGGAAACACAUGACUGACUUUAGGAUGAAGUUUUUCUAAUAUUCACACAGGUUCCUGUAUAGGUGCUGUUCUCUUACCCAGCGAAUAACAGGUGGGAGAUCAAAGGAACCUUUGCCAGGUUGGAAGGUUCUAAAAAACACAGGAAGAGGUAUAGCCAGCAUGACAUCACACUUGCAUAUUGAGUGCUGGGUAUAUACGCAUUGUCCUGCAGAUUGUGUUGGGAAUGAGCAGCAGUGGUUGUUACUGCGGUGCUCUUAGAAGCUUUGCAAAAUAUUAAGAGUAGUGUUAGGGUUACUACAGAAUCAAAUCCAGAACAGACGUGUCUCUGCCGCCCCUCUUUAGGAUGCUCUGUGGAUAUUGAUCCAGAGGAGUUAGCCAUGUUAGUCUGUAGUAACAAAAUGGCAAAGAGUCCAGUAGCAUCUUUAAGACUAACCAACUUUACUGUAGCGUAAGCUUUCGAGAACCACAGCUCUCUUCGUCAGAUGCAUUAGUCUUAAAGGUGCUACUGGACUCUUUGCCAUUCUGUGGAUAUUGAGUUCUAAGGAGCUGUCAUAUUUGGAACACAGGGCAACUCUUUAAAAUAAAAGGAUAAUCCGGCAUGCCAAAGUUAUGCAGGAAGUGAGGCUCAGCUUGUGCAUCUGGACUGGCAGGCUUUUUUUGGUGUGUCGUUUUCUUCAGUGAGACAAUUCACUCUCAGUCAGCAGGGAUGGACACUUAUUUAAAAUAUUUAAACAACAGUGGAGGGGGUCAGAGACAUGGCGAUCUCAUUUCUCCAUAAUUGAACUCUCGGUACCUGACUCUCGUCAUCUAUUCCUCUCAGUUACAAACUAACUUUCUUGCAGUCAGCUUCUAGAUGCUCCUUCACUCCCAGACUCAGCGUCUCCUUUCUUUUUCCUCUCUGACUGCUGCUGGCCUCCUUCCAAUAUUCCAUCAGUUCUUGCUAGUUGUACUCAGAGAGAUGGAAUGGGAGCUAGCACUGUCCCAAUGCUAAUAACGUUUUUGUCUAGGGUAAAGGUGGCCAGCAUAAGACUGUGCAUUUUUGCCAGAAAAACAUAGCCCGAGACCCUCUGGUGGAAUCUUCAGCAUUGCCCAUUUAGCUUUGUUCUUGAGCCAGAGGCACACAGGUACCUUGGUGUAGCUCACAGACCUCCCAUGGAUUCUGCUUGUGCUACAGCCAGCCCCACUUUGGAAUACUUCAUACAUCUCUUUCAGCGGCAUUCCCCUAGGCUAUCCCCUAAAACCAAUGUUCUGUUGUCUAAAUCGCAGGGACUUUGAGACUCAUCUUUUGUGUAAAGCACUUUUGAAAAUUAUUAUUAGCAUGGCUCAGUGGAUUGGGUGGUGAUGGGUGCUAAUAGGUUUGCAUUUCUGGUAGGAUCUAGUUCCUGUCAGGAAUGGGUCAGGACCCUUUCCUCAAGCUAUGGCGCCUCGGCACAUAUGCAGUCAAGCAAAAUUGACUGACAUGGCCCUGUUUUUAUUAAGGUUGGGUUUGCUACAUCUGCUAAGAUUAGUUAACAAGCACUCCAGGAAAACGAACCAUAAAAUUUAGCCAGUGACUCAAACUAGGUUUGUAUUUCAAGUGUCAUUGCUUCAGUUUAACCUAUCUUUGCAUUACCUGGAAAUACGUUUUUUUCUGCUAAAUGACUGUUCUUUCUGCUGUUUGAGGCCUGGUGCAAAAGCAAAGGGUUGCAGUCUUGCUGAAGUUGAACAAACUUGCAGCCACAUCCUUUGUGUAAGUUCUCCCAUGAAACGGGAGGCUUUCGCAGGACUUCCCUGUGGAUUGUGUCUAUUUGUCAUCAGGCCUUUUCAUCCCAAUGAAACUUUCGUUCCUGUAAUUUUAUUCAGAGGAGUUAGCCGUGUUAGUCUGUAGUUGCAAAAUAGUAAAGAGUCCAGUAGCACCUUUGAGACUAACCAACUUUAUUGUAGCAUAAG